Messenger RNA from Otolemur garnettii (small-eared galago), 2097 nucleotides. It is a transcript of the gene HUNK, whose product is annotated as hormonally up-regulated Neu-associated kinase. Lineage: Eukaryota; Metazoa; Chordata; Mammalia; Primates; Galagidae. Gene Ontology annotation, molecular function: ATP binding; protein serine/threonine kinase activity. The transcript has 11 exons. The record is from RefSeq and is a predicted model, not a curated record. Gene Ontology annotation, cellular component: cytoplasm. Bases 1 to 2097 code for a protein of 698 amino acids. Gene Ontology annotation, biological process: protein phosphorylation; intracellular signal transduction.
AUGCCGGCGGCGGCGGGAGACGGGCUCCUGGGGGAGCCGGCGGCGCUCGGGGGCGGCGGCAGCGCUGAGGACGCGGCCAGGCCGGCGGCGGCCUGCGAGGGAAGUUUCCUGCCGGCCUGGGUGAGCGGCGUGCCCCGAGAGCGGCUCCGCGACUUCCAGCACCACAAGCGCGUGGGCAACUACCUUAUCGGCAGCAGGAAGCUGGGAGAGGGCUCCUUCGCCAAGGUGCGCGAGGGGCUGCACGUGCUGACCGGAGAGAAGGUCACCAAAAACCUGCGACGAGAGGGCCAGAUCCAGCAGAUGAUCCGCCACCCCAACAUCACGCAGCUCCUUGAUAUCUUAGAGACGGAAAACAGCUACUACCUGGUCAUGGAGCUUUGCCCGGGGGGCAACCUGAUGCACAAGAUAUAUGAGAAGAAGCGGCUGGAGGAGGCCGAGGCUCGCAGAUACAUCAGGCAGCUCAUCUCUGCAGUGGAGCACCUGCACCGGGCCGGGGUGGUCCACAGGGACUUGAAGAUAGAAAAUUUGCUACUAGAUGAAGACAAUAAUAUCAAGCUGAUUGACUUUGGUUUGAGCAACUGUGCAGGGAUCCUGGGCUACUCCGACCCAUUCAGCACACAGUGUGGCAGCCCUGCCUAUGCCGCCCCCGAGCUGCUGGCCAGGAAGAAGUAUGGCCCCAAAAUCGACGUCUGGUCCAUAGGUGUGAACAUGUAUGCCAUGCUGACGGGGACACUGCCAUUCACAGUGGAGCCUUUCAGCCUGAGGGCUUUGUACCAGAAGAUGGUGGACAAGGAGAUGAACCCCCUCCCCACCCAGCUUUCUACAGGAGCCAUCAAUUUCCUGCGCUCUCUCCUGGAACCAGACCCUGUGAAGAGGCCAAAUAUUCAGCAAGCUCUGGCGAAUCGUUGGCUUAAUGAGAAUUACACAGGCAAAGUGCCCUGUAAUGUCACUUAUCCCAACAGGAUCUCUCUGGAGGACCUGAGCCCGAGUGUGGUGUUGCACAUGACCGAAAAGCUGGGCUACAAGAACAGCGAUGUGAUCAACACCGUGCUGUCCAACCGUGCCUGCCACAUCCUCGCCAUCUACUUCCUCCUAAACAAGAAACUCGAGCGCUACUUGUCAGGGAAAUCUGAUGUCCAGGACAGUGUCUGCUACAAGACCCAGCUCUACCAGAUAGAAAAGUGCAGGGCCACCACGGAGCCCUUUGAGGCCUCCCUGGACACCUGGACAAGAGACCUUGAAUUCCAUGCUGUGCAGGAUAAAAAACCCAAAGAACAAGAAAAAAGAGGAGAUUUUCUUCAUCGACCGUUCACCAAGAAGUUGGACAAGAACCUGCCCUCGCACAAACAGCCCUCUGCCUCGCUCAUCACACAGCUUCAGAACACCAAAGCCCUGCUGAAGGACCGGAAGGCCUCCAAGUCCGGCUUCCCUGACAAAGAUUCCUUUGGCUGCCGCAAUAUUUUCCGCAAAACCUCUGAUUCCAGUUGUGUGGCUUCUUCUUCCAUGGAAUUCAUCCCUGUCCCACCCCCGAGGACCCCCAAGAUACUGAAGAAACUGGAGCCCCACCAGCAAGGGCCCGGGAGCACCAGCAUUCCCCCCAAGGAAGACCCCCUGAUGCUGGACAUGGUACGCUCCUUCGAAUCUGUCGAUCGUGAUGACCACAUAGAACUCCUGUCUCCCUCUCAUCAUUACAGGAUUCUGAACUCCCCAGUGAGCUUGGCUCGCAGAAAUUCCAGCGAGAGGACCCUCUCCCCAGGGCUGCCGUCCGGAAGCACAUCGCCUCUCCAAACCCCUUUGCAUCCCACUCUGGUCUCCUUCACUCAUGAAGAUAAGAGCAGCCCCCCCAAAGAGGAAGGUGUGUGCUCCCCACCUCCAGUUCCCGGCAGUGGCCCCACACAGCCUCUGGGGAGCCCAAACUGCGUGAAAAGCCGAGGCAGGUUCCCUAUGAUGGGCGUCGGGCAAAUGUUGAGGAAGCGGCAUCAGAGCCUGCAGCCAUCCGCAGAUAGGCCCCUGGAAGCUGGCAUGCCCCCGCUGCAGCCGGCAGCCCCCACAAGCCUGUCCUUUGAUGUGGCUGAUGGGCUCAAGAGCCAGUGCUGA